AUGGUUAAAGAUACUAAACUUUACGACUUAUUGAAUGUAUCUCCAACUGCUAACGAACAAGAAAUUAAGAAAGGUUAUAGAAAAGCUGCUCUUAAGUACCACCCAGAUAAACCCACUGGUGACACUGAAAAGUUUAAAGAAAUUUCAGAAGCUUUUGAAAUAUUAAGUGAUCCACAAAAAAGAGAAAUAUACGAUCAAUUCGGUUUAGAGGCUGCAAGACAAGGUGGUCCUACUUUUGGUGCCGGUGGUGCCGGCGGUGCUGGUGGAUUUGGUGGUGCUCACCGUUUCUCUAAUGAAGAUGCUUUCAAUAUCUUCUCACAAUUCUUUGGUGGUAGCUCUCCAUUCGGUAGUGCAGGAGAUGAUAGUACCUUUUCAUUCCAAAGUUUCGGCGGUGCACCAGGUGGUGGAUUUACCUCAUUUGGUGGUAUGCCAGGUGGUAUGGGUGGAGCUUCUCCACCUGUUCAAGAAGAAACCGUCCAAGUUAAUUUACCUGUCUCCUUAGAAGAUUUAUUUAUUGGUAAAAAGAAGUCAUUUAAAGUUGGUGUAAAGGAUCAAAGAGGUGUUCAAGAAAAGAAACAAAUCGAUAUUCAGUUAAAACCAGGUUGGAAAGCGGGCACUAAAAUUACAUACAAGAAUUAUGGUGAUUAUAAUCCACAAACCGGUGGUAGAAAGACUUUACAAUUUGUUAUUCAAGAAAAACCACAUCCUGUAUUUAAAAGAAAUGGUGAUGAUUUAGAAUGUGUUAUACCCCUUACAUUUAAAGAAUCUUUAUUAGGUUUUUCUAAGACUAUACAGACAAUUGAUGGAAGAACAUUACCUAUCUCAAGAAGCUCGCCUGUUCAACCAACUGAAACUUCUAGAUAUCCAGGUCAAGGUAUGCCACUUUCCAAGAACCCUUCGCAAAGGGGUGAUUUAAUUGUUCGUUAUAAGAUUGAUUAUCCAAUUUCUCUAAAUGAUGUCCAAAAGAAUGUCAUUGCCCAAAAUUUUUAA
This is a messenger RNA of Arxiozyma heterogenica, 990 nucleotides long. RefSeq names its product type II HSP40 co-chaperone SIS1 (gene SIS1). Bases 1 to 990 code for a protein of 329 amino acids. The record is from RefSeq and is a predicted model, not a curated record. Gene Ontology annotation, molecular function: protein-folding chaperone binding. The transcript has 2 exons. Gene Ontology annotation, biological process: translational initiation. Gene Ontology annotation, cellular component: cytosol. Lineage: Eukaryota; Fungi; Ascomycota; Saccharomycetes; Saccharomycetales; Saccharomycetaceae.